Messenger RNA from Nelumbo nucifera (sacred lotus), 1004 nucleotides. Lineage: Eukaryota; Viridiplantae; Streptophyta; Magnoliopsida; Proteales; Nelumbonaceae. The record is from RefSeq and is a predicted model, not a curated record.
UCCUUCCUGGAAUGAGCGAAGAAAAACAUAUUUGCUGCCAAGAAAUUUCUAUACCUACAAAUAAUUAAGAUAUAAACAUUCUGCAUGGUUAUAGCAAACUACCAGUCAAUUGGUAACCAAACUCCUCACAUUGACAGGCAGGUAUCAGAAGACUCACCGGUGAGGAUCGUGAAGAAGGCAUACAUCAGGUAAAAGGUUGAGUUUUGACGUUUGACAUGGAGAUGAAAUCGGUCAAAGCUGAGAAUAAAGGGAAAAAGCUGGAGAAUGCAGAACCUCUGAGGGACGACUGUGACCAUAUCAAUGACUCCGACGUCAUCCUCGAAAAAGCACAAGUGAUUCACGUCCAGUGGCUUGGUGGCAAAACAAUUCCGAUCAGUGUGGUGAGCUCAGACACCAUUGCAACAAUGAAAGAUAUGAUUCAGGACAAGUUAGGGAUACCAUCCUCGAUGCAGAAACUCAAAUUCGAAAACCAACUGCUCGAAGAUGGGAAAACCGUAGCGGAAUACAGAAUUCGGGGCACGAUUUACUUGAUCAUCAAUUUAAGAGGUGGAGGCAACUCAGCUGGUCCAAAUUGCGGCGGAAUGCAGAUUGUUGUGAAAAGGCAAAAUGGAGGUGGGCGUCCUGAUACUGAUACUGACAUUAGUCUGGAGGUUAAAAAUUCUGAUACGAUACAGAAGGUGAUGAGCAAUGUGAAAACAUCCGCAGGUAUUCAUCCAAAAGACAAGAGUUUUUACCUGGAAUUUAAUGGAAAGAGGCUCACCAAUCCUAAUAGAACCCUUAGUGAAUGCAACAUCCGCGACAGAGCAACACUUCAUCUCACCCGAAUUAGGAUUGGAUCUUCCUCCUCAAUUCCACCGUCUGGAAGAAAUUGAAUGCUAAGUGAGUACAAGAUAAGCAGUGUACGUAGGGAUCUGCUACCAAUAAAAUAAAUGCUUGAGCAGGGCCUGUUGGAAGCAUUGGGAGCAUGAAAACUUAUACACAGUUUGUAAAGGUUUUCUUUAUCU